Nanorana parkeri is the source of this 4787-nucleotide messenger RNA. It is a transcript of the gene SCAF8, whose product is annotated as SR-related CTD associated factor 8. Gene Ontology annotation, cellular component: nucleus. Lineage: Eukaryota; Metazoa; Chordata; Amphibia; Anura; Dicroglossidae. The record is from RefSeq and is a predicted model, not a curated record. The transcript has 20 exons. Gene Ontology annotation, molecular function: RNA binding. The coding region runs from base 153 to 4169 and encodes 1338 amino acids.
CAGCUCACUGCUGCAACACCUAUCACGAGGCGUGUGCUCCGGCUUCCGCUUCCUCCCCCUCCCUCUGUUUUCUCCUCCUCCUCCUCUUUCCCCUGAGCGCCGUCGCCACCUCCUCCUCCAAACAACACGGCGCUUCUACAUCACCCGACAACAUGGAGGCCGUCAAAACCUUUAACAGCGAGUUGUACUCGCUCAAUGAUUACAAACCUCCCAUCUCCAAGGCCAAAAUGACACAGAUCACCAAGUCUGCAAUUAAAGGCAUAAAGUUUUACAAGCAUGUUGUUCAAAGUGUUGAGAAGUUUAUACAAAAGUGCAAACCAGAAUACAAAGUUCCUGGACUGUAUGUUAUUGACUCCAUUGUUCGACAAUCUAGACAUCAGUUUGGUCAAGAUAAGGAUGUUUUUGCACCAAGGUUCAGCAAUAACAUAAUCAACACUUUCCAGAACUUAUAUCGAUGUCCUACAGAUGACAAGAGCAAGAUUGUAAGAGUAUUGAAUCUGUGGCAGAAAAACAAUGUUUUCAAGAGUGAAAUUAUCCAACCUCUUCUUGAUAUGGCUGCUGGUAUUCAUCCCCCUGUUGUCACACCCGUCUUUCCUAGUACUGCUGCAGCUGUUGGCAAUACACCUGGGACACCAGCUACCCCGGUUACUCCCGCAAAUGCAUCUCAAAGCAUGUCUGACCCAUGGAUUGCCCAAAUAACCAGUACAGACACCCUCGCUGCAGUAGCUCAGAUAUUACAAAGCCCUCAGGGACAACAGCUUCAGCAUCUGGUUCAGUCUUUACAUGUACAGCAACAAAAGCCCCAGCCUUCACUUCUCCAGGCACUAGAUGCUGGACUUGUGGUUCAGCUGCAAGCACUCACUGCUCAACUUACAGCUGCUGCUGCCACAUCAACCCCCAUGACCCCGUUGGAGCAAAGUGUAUCCCUCAGCAAGAAAUUAAUGGACAGGUUUGAUUUUGGGGAUGACACUGCCCAGAAUGAAGAGCCAAAAAAGGAGGUCUCAUCAAUCCCUCUUACAUCGGAGUCUGUGAAUAAUUCCCUUUUCCAUCAACUGGCGGAACAUUUACAGCAACAAAAUCUGGAACAUCUCCGCCACCAAUUCUUGGAGCAGCAGCAGCAGCAACAACAGCAGCAGCAGCAACAGCAUACUUCAAAGGUGGCUCUUCAGGAAACCCAGGACAUGAUGUCUGAAUCAGAAAACUCUGCUACACCAUCCCAGGAUGACAGCCAGCAAGCAUUUUUAGAGAAAGAUCUGCCACAUCAUAAUUCACAAAAUAUAGAGGAAGAGGAUAUGGAUAUUGACGAAAUACAAGAUGUAACUGAGGAGAUGUUUGAAAAGGAAGAAAAGAAGAUUGUAAAAGAUGAAAAGCCGAGGGCACGUUCUAAAUCACGAUCAAGAUCACCUAGGAAAAGACGUUCAAGAUCCCGAUCUGGAUCAAGAAAGCGCAAGCACAGAAAACGUUCUCGCUCCAAGUCAAGGGAAAGAAAGCGAAAGACCUCGCGCUCCUACUCAAGUGAGAGAAGAGCUCGAGAACGAGAAAAAGAACGUCAGAAAAAGGGUCUGCCUCCUAUUCGGUCCAAAACUCUCAGUGUGUGCAGUACUACACUCUGGGUUGGACAGGUUGACAAAAAGGCAACACAACAAGAUUUGACCAAUGUGUUUGAAGAGUUUGGACAGAUUGAAUCUAUUAAUAUGAUUCCACCUCGAGGUUGUGCCUAUGUCUGUAUGGUUCACAGACAAGAUGCAUUCAGAGCUCUUCAGAAGCUUAGCGCUGGCUCUUGUAAGAUCGGAUCGAAAGUCAUUAAGAUUGCUUGGGCGUUAAAUAAAGGCGUAAAAACAGAGUACAAGCAGCUCUGGGAUGUUGAUCUUGGAGUGACAUAUAUUCCUUGGGAAAAAGUGAAAAUGGAUAAUCUAGAAGAUUUUUCCGAAGGUGGAAUGAUUGAUCAAGAAACUGUUAAUAAUGACUGGUCAAAUCAAAGAACUGCAGAACCUACUGUAACUAAGGAGCCAAUUUCUGUACCAGCUCCCACUACUACUGUACAGAGUCCAGUGAUUCCAAAAUCCACCAAUCCACCAAUAACAGCGCAAACAGAGGCCUAUACCCAGCCAGUUGCAAUGCUGCAGAUUCCAGUUGCACCAACUGUCCCCGCUGUUCCUGCUGUCCCCGCUGUUCCUGCUGUAAGUUUGGUACCACCUGCAUUCCCUGUCUCCAUGACGGUUCCCCCUCCGGGCUACACCACUCUUCCUCCACCUCCAUUCAUGCGUGCAGCUUUCAACCCUUCACAGCCACCACCAGGUUAUAUUUCACCACAUGUGCCACCACCUUCCAUCCCUCCUCCCGCAAUUAGCUCAGCUAUCCCAACAGCACUAGUUCCACGACUGCCCAUCUCUGCAGAUGCAAUGAAAGAGGUUUCAUAUGGCAACCUGAUGUUACCUGUUGGAUCAGGAACCACUUCAGCGCCCACGGCAUCUGUGUUUAACCCAGCUUUAAAUACACAAGCAGAGCAAGAAAAUAAAAGACAACCCACUAUGGAAAACCUCACAGAAAGAUCUUCAAAUGCCUCUCUAAACACUGUGGUGAACAGUGCUGGGAUCUUGACAAUGCAGCCACAACCCCCUCUCACGGCACCUGUUCCUCAUUUGAGCAUGCAAGGUAGAAUUGCAGGAAUGCCCUUCCUAGAUAUUCGUCCCGGAUUACUGCACCAACCGGCAAGAUUUGCUUUAUUAACUCCUGCAAUGCCACCUCUACCACCAUCAAGGAGCAUGCUUCCACCAGCUCUUAUUGACCCUACUGUGCAUUCUCUUCCUUUCCCGCCAGGGGAUAUUUUCCCUCAUCUAAAUAUUCCAAGUAGACUGAAUUCUGAUAACACUCCUACUCAAGAAGAAAGUGUACCUUUGCCGGGCAGUAACAUUCAACAAGAAGGAGACCAGGAUUACCGUUUUCCACCAGUAGAAAAUGUCGGGCAGUCGUCUGAAAGUGAACAUAAUGAAGCUAUACCAGCCACAGCUGCCCAAGAAAAUAAAGGUGCGAUGUCUGCAGAGGAAAUUGAGGUUAAUGCUAGACAUGCAGUAGAUAAUCAUGAGCUACAGGACAUGGCUGUUGUAGAUCCUUCUGAGGGACAGGAUAAACUUCCUGAAUGUGGUGCUGGGUACUUAUCUGUGGAAGGUUCCCAUGAAACUGAGAGCAAAGCUGAUGCACGGUCUCUUGAAAGUCUUAGAGCAUCUGAUCACCUUUCUUAUGAAAGUAAGCUAAGAAAUAUCCCCGAUUCUCAUGACAGUGAAUUGAAACCACCAUUAGAAGGUAGGCUGCAAUUCGCAAACUCCCCAGUAGAUAUAUUACCACCAUUUGGGAGACAUCCAUUGGAGAUGAGAGAAAUGUUUAACAGGCCACCACCAGAUGGACGUGAUCAUUUUGGUAGACCUAUUCCAGAGAAUCACCUUGGGAGACUACCCAUGGAUAGUAAAGAUCAUUAUGGACAACCUAUACUAGAGGGCAGAAAUCAGUUUGGAAGGUCACCAAUGGAUGGGAGAGAACAUUUUGGAAGACCUCCCCUGGAUGUAAGGGAUCAUUUUGGAAGAGUACCUUCAGAUGGUGGUAGAAGGGAGCAAAUAAUGUUUCACCCAGAUAAGCCAUGGGGACAUAGAGGUGAUUUUGAUGAAAGACAACACUUUCCUUUCACUGGUUUUGGUGGUCCAAAGGGCUUUCAAGAUGAAAGACAUCGCCAUGGCAACUAUAGACAUGAGCCUAGGAAUGCGCCGGGUUGGAACAGAGGAUUUGAACCAGAGGCUAACAGAGAUUUGGAUGAACGUCGACGCCCUUGGGAGAGACAGAGAGAUAGAGAUGAUCGAGAAUUCGGUUUUCGACGAGAAAUGAAUGGCAACCGCUUUGGAAGGGAGAGGCCGUCCAGCAACUGGAUGCCUCCUCACUCACAAAUGUUUGAAUGUUUUGCAGAAGCCAACGCUACUAACCAGAAAGAGGAUAAAGUGCCUCAGGUUAAUGGAGAUCUGCCAGAGACUGGCGGUCAAACACAAACUGCUAAAAACGCAAAUGAUCCUGAACUUUGUGAGAAAAAAUCAUCAGGCAAAGUAACUGAAGAGAAGGAUACCAAGGAUGCUGAAGUAGAAAGUCAACAAAUGGUUGAAAGCACAGAAACUGAGGGGACAUAAUCAUCACUCAGUAGGUAAAGAUACCUUUUGUAAAGUUGUCAUCUCUAAGUAAUAGAUUAAUGGCUGAUUGGACCUUACUAGUUUGCUUGUUGUCAGCCAAUCUUAAAUUUAAUCUAACGUUACUGUUCACCUUUCACUUAAUGUACAACUGACUUGUAUAGAUUGCUCUUAAUCUGAAGAUGAUAGGUAGAGAUUUUUUUUUUAUUUUUAAAUUAGAAAUCACAAGCAUUGCCCCACGUGCUUUUAUCAUCAAACACCUGUGAAAUGUCCAGCAAAAAGACUUCCUAUGGAAGAAUAUAAAAAUUGUACAGCAGUUGAUGAGUUGAAUUUUUGGGACUGGUUGCAUUUCAGGCUGCUGAUUUUUUUUAAAGUCUAGACAAAGGUGGGAUUAUUUUUAUGUUGCUGUUAAUUGGCUUAAAUAAUAUUUGGCGGAUCGCAGUACUAAGAUACAAAAGACAAGAAAAUAGUACAAGGUUUGUAAAAUCCACACCACAGUCCAUGUAAUAAUCCAAAGUUAAGUAUCUGUGAUUUGUUUCUUGUACUGCAGUGAGUAGAAAAAAAAAUGUUUAAUGUUGGGUGCAUUUUGUUUUUAGAUCCUAAUAAAACAUCUGUUUGAUA